Messenger RNA from Acromyrmex echinatior (Panamanian leafcutter ant), 1013 nucleotides. Its product is annotated as Tubulin binding cofactor A. Gene Ontology annotation, biological process: post-chaperonin tubulin folding pathway; tubulin complex assembly. Gene Ontology annotation, molecular function: beta-tubulin binding. Gene Ontology annotation, cellular component: microtubule cytoskeleton; cytosol. Lineage: Eukaryota; Metazoa; Arthropoda; Insecta; Hymenoptera; Formicidae. The record is from RefSeq and is a predicted model, not a curated record.
AUAAACUUAAGUAUAAACUUCCUGCAUAAACUAGGUAUUGUUUUCUCUUUAUCGCUUUCCGGAAAAUUAUCGUGUCGUUGAUUACCGUAAACGUCUGAUAUGUUCUCAUUGGACGCGCAAUAAUGCCGCGACCCGAUAAUAACGUGAAAGAUCGCGAUAAAACUAGCGCUAGCGAGCUUCCUGCAGCGUAACAUACGUAAUUCCCAAUAUCACUUAUUGUGUGGAAAUGGAAAGCAACUGUAAUAAUAAAAAACUACUUGCGAGACUGACUGAAAACUGAAACAAACCGCGGCAAAAUAUCGAUAUCGGACAUAACAUCGAAAUCGAGAUCUCGACGAUGUCACGUGACUGAGACAAUCGAAGACGGUACGAAGUGAAGUGAGCGCGUAAUUGCGACUCUGUGAGUCAUAACCUCAUCGUGUCAAGGUGUUGGCCACAAUUCCGUUUCUACCGACUCAUCUUUGCCUAAUAAGGCAAAAAAAAAGAAAAAGCGAAGGGACUCUCAAUUUCUCGACGCACAUUCACAGUUCCAGCUUCUCCCAUCCUUGACGUCCCGAAAAGGCGAAACGUUUGUUCGCGACAUACAAAUAAUGUCUGACCCGCGUAUAAGAACGCUCAAGAUUAAGACAGGAGUAGUGAAACGUCUCGCGAAAGAAAAGGUCACAUACGAAAAGGAGGCAGCGCAGCAGCGCGAGAGGAUACAAAAGUUGAAAGAGCAGGAUAAAGAUGGCUACGACAUAAAGAAGCAAGAGGAGGUGCUUCAAGAAUCCCUUAUGAUGGUACCAGACUGUCAGAGGCGUCUUGUUAAAGCAUUUGAAGAACUCAAGAAGAUUUUAGAAACUGAGCAAGAUUUAAAGGAAGUCGAAGAUUACAUUGAGGCUGAAAAAGUAUUACAGGAAGCAGAAGAACAGUUGCCAAAAGAAGGGGAUAUUUUGCAGAUGUGUUAAAAAAAGUGCUCUUUAAUGACUUUCGUUAAAUUAUUUUCAAAUAUUUUUCAACAUUUUUAUUUCUUU